Molecule: messenger RNA, 3036 nt
Organism: Ylistrum balloti
Lineage: Eukaryota; Metazoa; Mollusca; Bivalvia; Pectinida; Pectinidae
Product: alcohol dehydrogenase class-3-like
Exons: 11
Coding region: 69-1205 (378 amino acids)
Biological process (GO): formaldehyde catabolic process
Cellular component (GO): cytosol
Molecular function (GO): zinc ion binding; S-(hydroxymethyl)glutathione dehydrogenase [NAD(P)+] activity
Source: RefSeq, a predicted model, not a curated record
UGUUCCACACGACGAGGCCAGCACCGGCCAAAUUUCAGAGUUCAAAGGUUUCGAGAGCGAAGCAGAAAAUGUCGGAAACUGCAGGAAAGGUCAUUGAGUGUAAAGCUGCUGUGGCAUGGGAGGCCAAGAAGCCCAUGGUGAUCGAGGACAUCCAGGUGGCCCCACCUAGGGCAGGUGAAGUCAGGGUGAAGGUCUUACACACCGGAGUUUGUCACACUGAUGCUUAUGUCCUUGAUGGCUUUGAUCCUGAGGGUAUAUUUCCCGUUGUCCUUGGCCAUGAGGGUGCGGGUAUUGUAGAGAGCGUUGGCGAGGGUGUCACCAGUGUACAAGCAGGGGAUCAUGUUAUUCCACUGUACAUACCCCAAUGCUACGAUUGUAAAUUCUGCAAAAGUAAAAAGACAAACUUGUGUGGCAAGAUCAGGUCUACACAAGGUGCAGGUUUGAUGCCAGACGGAACAUCACGCUUCACAUGUAAAGGAAAGACACUGUUCCACUUCAUGGGAUGUAGUUCCUUCAGUCAGUACACAGUAGUAGCCGAGAUCUCUGUCUCCAAGGUUGUUCCUGAAGCACCACUGGAUAAAGUCUGCUUGCUUGGCUGUGGUAUCUCCACUGGGUAUGGAGCAGCUCUCAAUACGGCUGGGGUGGAGCCAGGUUCUACAUGUGCUGUGUGGGGGUUAGGAGCUGUUGGAUUAGCUGUCAUGAUGGGUUGUAGAAAGGCUGGAGCUUCUCGUAUUAUUGGUAUCGACAUCAAUCCUGCAAAGUUUGAGCUAGGCAAACAGUUUGGAAUGACUGAAGGUGUGAAUCCAAAGGACCACUCAAAACCAAUUCAGCAGGUGUUGUCAGAAAUGACUGACGGAGGAUGCGAUUAUACCUUUGAGUGUAUCGGCAAUAUUGCAACCAUGAGGGCAGCGCUUGAGGCAUGUCAUAAGGGAUGGGGUGUGUCCACGAUCAUUGGUGUGGCAGCAGCAGGUCAGGAAAUCUCUACACGACCAUUUCAACUAGUCACUGGACGUGUGUGGAAAGGAUCAGCAUUUGGAGGGUGGAAGAGCAGAGACAGUGUUCCUAAAUUGGUUGAGGAAUACAUGAACAAACAGAUGAUGGUGGAUGAGUUUAUCAGUCACAACCUUCCACUGUCAGAAGUCAAUUCCUCAUUUGACCUUAUGCACAAAGGUGAAAGCAUCCGAGCUGUUUUAAACCUGGAUUAAAUGACGGCCAUUGCACUUACUUCAUAUUAACACAAAGAACUCAAGAAGGAAGAAUGCCACUGUUUCUUUAUAGACAGGAUAUAUUGACAGCUACCGGCAAUAAUUGCUAUCAAAAUUUUGUUUUCCAUGCAAAAUAAUGAACAUCUUAACAAUGACUUUUGUGGACGUUUUAAUUAAUGCAAUCAUUAAUGAAUAAUGAAUAUUACUAUAUAUGGUGGAAGUUUAACAUUUCUUGUUGAAAGGACUGUAGUAUGAAUUAUACUUUUUAUGAUGUUUCUUAAGUUCGCGGAAAAGCAGAUGUUUUUUGUUUCUUGUUUGUCAAUGAUAUGGAGGCUUAGAACAGAAAGCUCUCCUAUUCAGUGGAAAUCACUUGCAGAGGGUUUUAUUGCAUAGGACUCAAGAUUUAACUUUUUCUACAAAAAAGUUGUAUGUGAGUUUUUUCCUGUAUUAGAACCUGUACAUGUAUUAAUAGGUGAUUUGUGUGAAGGUCGAAACAACAACAUACUUAAUUGUUACAUGUACCCCUUGUUUGUAGAUUUGAAACUUUAAAACAGUGUUAAAAUUUCUUGUUUUACGUUCGCUAUCACUAUUACAUAACAUUUACUAGAAAUAAGAAUACAAGAAUUGCAGAUUUUAAACAUUGACAGGAGUGUCAGAUGUCGGAUAAUUUUUCAGAGCUUCGAUGAGAAACUUUUCAUCCUUCAGUAAGACCCAGAAACAUUCCUUUUGUUACAUAUUCCAGUUAUCAGGUAGUUUACCACUAAAUAAGAUCACAGUGACAGUAAUGACAAGGUGUUUCACUAUACAAGAAUGUUAACUAGGUAACUGUGUAUUAUAUGAUGUUAAAAACAAUAUUGUAUCGUUAUAUGUGAAGCAGUCCAAUAGACCAAUCAUUUUCAUUGUGUGAUCAAUUGAGUUUGAACAUCAAAGAAAAUUUUCUAUAAACUAUAACAACAUCAUACAGGACUUCAUCUGAUGAAUUUAUCAAAUAUCUGCUGAAGAUUUUUUGUGCUUUUAGUUUCCCAUACCUCCAGUUUUGUUUGUAUGUCAAACUUUAAGUGGUUAUGAUGUAUUCUACAUGUAAUGCAUUUAUAUGACUGUACCACAUUUUAUUGUUGGUAUGUGACCAGGAAUCGGAGCAUUUCAUAAAUAUGAUAUUUACAAUACCAUUAGAGCGGUACUAAACUUUUUUCAAAUCUGAAUCAUAUUCUUGCCUGUUGUUGUUUAUAAUCUCAUAUUUUACCUUUGUAAAUGCUAUGCCAUAUUGAAGGUUUGAAAAUGUGUAAAAGACUUGAUUAUUGUUUUGAAUUGAAAAGUUUAUGUUUUUUUUUUUAACUUUAAAGUGUGUAUUUCUUUCACCUUUAUUGAUAGUAUGCAUUUGUUCCGAUUUCUCUACCUAACCCUGAACAGUGUAGAAAAUUCCUUGUUUAUUGUGUGGCUAACCUGCAAGUUGAUCUAGUGAUCCUUUUGGAAGAAGAAUUGUCUUUUCUUGAAACUGAUACAAAGUCAUGUAUGAUAAUGGUUCUAUUUUGACUUUUUUUGCUUGAUUUUAACCCACUAUUCUGAUGAGCUAUAUUCUGCUUAAAACUUACAGUUGGCGGAUGUGAUUCUAUCCAAAGCUACAGCUAUACGAUGUACUAGAGAAUUGAAAUGAUUUGAUUCGAUGAUUAGAUGGUGCUGCCUUACCUGUAUUGUUGUACACCUCUUUACUUAUAUGUAUCUUGGUCUAAACAAUACGAUAAAAAAACACCAUGAAAUGUAAUCAUGUAUUCUACAUUAUCAAUGUGAUUAUAAGUUAUUUUAUUUUAACAAAAUAAAAACUGGAAAACGC